AUGAAUCAGACGUGCAAGGUCUGUGGAGAGCCGGCGGCCGGUUUUCAUUUUGGCGCGUUCACAUGCGAGGGAUGUAAGUCGUUCUUCGGCCGUUCGUACAACAAUCUCUCCUCCAUAUCGGACUGCAAGAACAACGGUGAAUGCAUCAUCAACAAGAAGAAUCGCACGGCCUGCAAGGCGUGUCGUCUCAAGAAAUGCCUCAUGGUGGGCAUGUCAAAGAGCGGCUCACGCUACGGACGUCGCUCCAACUGGUUCAAGAUCCACUGUCUGUUGCAGGAGCAACAGCAGCAGGCGGCGGCUGCCAUGGCGGCACAUCACAACAGUCAGCAGGCUGGUGGCGGUGGUGGCGGUGCGAAUGGUGUGAAGGCCAUGACAGGCGUGCCACCGCCAGCAGCGGCUGCCGCUGCUCUCGGCAUGCUUGGGCAUGCCGCCGGUGCCUAUCCCAGUCUCUAUGCUGCGGCGGCGGGGCCGCGCAGCAAGGAAGAGCUCAUGAUGUUGGGCCUAGAUGCCGGGGACUAUGCUGCCCUGAAACAUCCGGCGGUUGCAUCCCCAUCGGUCAGCUCACCAGACUCGCACAACUCCGACAGUUCCGUGGAGGUGAGUGUGCGUGGCAAUCCGCUGCUGCACUUGGGUGCUAAGACGCCCACAUCCGGUUCUGGGGGCUCUGACGGGAUACAAAGUGCUGUUAGCACAGUGCCAGGUCGACCACCGCAGUUGCGCAAGGAUAUGCCACCGUUUCUGCCCUUGUCCUUUCCCGGCUUGGGCUCCAUGCCCGUCAUGCCUCCGCCUGCCUUUCUGCCACCCUCGCAUCUGCUCUUUCCUGGCUACCAUCCCGCACUGUAUUCGCAUCAUCAGGGUCUGCUGAAGCCCACGCCGGAGCAGCAGCAGGCCGCUGUGGCCGCUGCGGCGGUGCAACAUUUGUUCAACUCGAGCAACGCAAGCGCCGUCCAGCGGUUCGCGCCUCAAGCGCCCAUCCUUUCGCCCUUUACUGCACAGCUCAAGGAAGAGCCGACAGCGCAGCACAGUCCCAAGAGCGAUGUAGCCACUGCCUAUAAUAACAACAACAAUAAUAACAACAAUCACAUAAUACCAAACGGCAGCAAGGUGGCGGCCGAUGAGCUUACGAAACGAUUCUAUUUGGAUGCAGUGCUCAAGUCUCAGCAGCACAGUCCGCCCCCGUUGGCGACCAAACUGCCCCCGCACAGCAAACAGGACUAUUCCAUAUCGGCGCUGGUCACACCCAACUCGGAGAGUGGGCGGGAGCGUGUGAAGAGCAGACAGAGUAAUGGCGAGCUGGACGAAGAGGAUGGAGAUGGCUCAAGCGCGGCUAAAGUCGCUGAAGAUGAAGAGGAGGAAGAUCUAGUGGUGUCCAUGACGCCACCUCGCUCACCUGCUCAGCUGACACAAGCAGCCGCAGUGGGUGAGGAGCGGACAGAAGCACAGGAUAACCCCAUAGACCUGAGCAUGAAAGCCACCGGCAGCUGCGUGAGUUCCAGCACGCUCAGCCGCAAGAGCAGCGCUCACGACAGUGAUAGCAACGAGGCGAGGCUAGAUGAGGAAGAGCUGGAGGUGUCAGCCGAUGGCGAAAAAGGAGCUGAUGCUCAGCGGGAUGGGGAUGGGGAUGGGGAGGUAGAGGAGGAGGAGGACAACAGUACCACAGAAACCGUCAAGACUAGCAUUGAACAGUGCAACAAUAACAAUAAUAACAACAACAAAAACAACAACAGUAGCACAAGUGAUAAUGAAGCGACAUCGGAUCAAGUGGGCCUGGGACUGGUAAAGCGUAAGUUGGAUGAGUUGCACAGAGAGGUCUGCGAAUCCAAUAGCAAACGCGUUAGGACUGAGGUCGCACUGGACGCGCCCGUCAAGAUGGCCAACUCCAAUGCGCUCGAUCUAACCACAAAGGUUUGAGAAAAUGGCCGCCAUCAAGUGCUCAAAAUUUUAGCCCCCCGCUAUGCCAAAAAUGUCCCAAAAGCCAUUCAAAAAUAUAUAAAAAUUCUAUAACCAAAACCUUCGCUUUGAUUAACAAGCUCUAUUUAAGAGUUUGUUGCGUGCCGCCAUUGUUGUUGUUGCUGCUGUUGUUAUUGUUGCUGCUGCUGUUGGCCAUGUUAUCACAUCGUUUAAAACAACUAACGAAAUUGCAAAAAUAUGCUAAGCCAAACAGCGCACACGUUGAACCAUCGAUUAGCAUAAGAGUCAGCCGCUCAAACAGUCGCUCGGUCGCGUUUCAAAAAAAAAAAAAAACCGAAAAACAGUUCCAAACUAUAACAAUCAGCGUUGUCUUCGAUGUAGUCGCCGUUAAUAAUAUGCAACGAAUUAUAAACAAAUUUUUCGGUUAGCCAAAAUACAUAUAUACAAGUAUUUAUUUUUUGUAGAACGCACAAAGGUGACAGAAGACAACAGAUCAGCAGGCGGCUGAAAAGAAUAGCAAUAACAACAACAACAAAAACAAAAACAAUAGGCAAGAGCCUAAACUGUAGCAGGCGAAUAAAAAAAUGCGGCAGAGAUUCGUUUAUUUAUCUGUAUUUGUAUCUUUUGCAUAAUGUAGUAGUGGAAUUUGUAAUAUUAAGUUUCGUUUUUAAAAGAAAAUUUAUACUACCUACGAGUAUAUACUAUACAUACGAUUUCUUAAAU
Molecule: messenger RNA, 2634 nt
Organism: Scaptodrosophila lebanonensis
Lineage: Eukaryota; Metazoa; Arthropoda; Insecta; Diptera; Drosophilidae
Product: knirps-related protein
Exons: 2
Coding region: 1-1911 (636 amino acids)
Biological process (GO): regulation of DNA-templated transcription
Molecular function (GO): sequence-specific DNA binding; DNA-binding transcription factor activity; zinc ion binding
Source: RefSeq, a predicted model, not a curated record